Molecule: messenger RNA, 6925 nt
Organism: Ruditapes philippinarum (Manila clam)
Lineage: Eukaryota; Metazoa; Mollusca; Bivalvia; Venerida; Veneridae
Product: TBC1 domain family member 15-like
Exons: 15
Coding region: 16-2172 (718 amino acids)
Biological process (GO): activation of GTPase activity
Molecular function (GO): GTPase activator activity
Source: RefSeq, a predicted model, not a curated record
AUAAUAAAAACUAUUAUGCCAGAAACACUUAAAAUUCAUCUAAAGAAUAGAGGAAGUGCUGUCCGAAAAAGUGUAUUAAAUUUAAGGAAAAGGCUAAAUGAUCAUACAAAUGGUUCAAGGGUCUACAGGUCAAGCCUUUCACAUUCAUUGGAUGGAGUGACACUGUAUGAGAAGGAUGGUGUAUACAUACACAUCAAUGUGAAUACAACCACAUCAGACAAAGAUGCCCAUCUACCUGGUAGAAUAUAUCUACUACAAAAGGAGGAAGGAACCUUUAUUGAAUGGAAGGCAGAAGAGGUUAUGUCCCUUGACAACCACUCCGAACAAGACUGGGCAAUGAUAAGUUCAGUUGGUUACCAACCUGAUAGGGGUUCUGACACAGUAUCUGACCAGAAAGCGGAGAGAAAGCGUUACAAUGUGAGUUUUGAUGUCCUUGAUUUGAAGAGUUUCAAAAGAAGUGCUCCAACUCAUGGCUGGGCAUAUAUCAUCUUCAUACUGAAAGAUGGAACCACGUACCCUGCUGUACACUUUCACAAUGGAGGCAGUAAAGCUUUGUUGAAGGAGUUAGAGAAAUUCAUCCACAUAAGAAGGUCACCUACAGACAAUCGAUUGUUCAUUGUACAAGAUCAUGACCCGGAGGCCCUGUCUAUGUCAUUUGAUGAACUUAAUCUCUUCCAAGAUUCACAAGGAGAUCUUGUUACUAAAUUCAUAAAGGACCCAUACACUACGACCAUGGGGGGUUUCUCAAAAGUGACCAACUUUCUGAAAGAUGUUUUGCUACAGCCCGAAGUAGAAAACCUUCGUCCGUCAAAAGUGGAAGAGAUCUUGAGUGAAGAUAUACCAGGCAUGGAAAUAAACAAUCAAGAUGAACCAGGGUAUGAGCUAGUAUCAAAGACAAAGCUUCCACAAAGACCAGAUGUAAACAGGGGAACUCCGCUCACUUCCCAACAAUGGUCAAAACAUAUGGACAAGGAGGGGAGAAUUAUUAAUGUAGACGAAGUUAAGGACCAAAUCUUUAGAGGGGGUGUGGAUCCAGCAUUGAGAAUAGAUGUAUGGAAGUUUUUGCUGGGUGUGUAUGAGUGGGACUCUACCUACUCUAGUAGAACAAAGACUAGAAAAAGAAAAUUGGAUGACUAUUUUCGUAUGAAGUUACAGUGGACAACAAUACGUUCAGACCAGGAGAGAAGAUUUUCACUGUUUAAAGAAAGAAAAUGUCUGAUUGAGAAAGAUGUAACGAGGACAGAUCGUACACACAAGUUCUUUGAAGGGGAGGGAAACCCGAAUCUACAAGUGUUACAUGAUAUUCUGAUGACAUAUUGUAUGUACAACUUUGACUUGGGAUAUGUACAAGGUAUGAGUGAUCUGUUGUCACCAAUUCUAGUCGUCAUGGAGAAUGAGGUGGACGCCUUCUGGUGCUUUGCUGGUUAUAUGGAGAGAGUUUGUGAUAACUUUCAAAUGGACCAAGAAGGAAUGAAAACACAACUUUCUCAAAUACACAAACUGAUGCAAUAUACUGACCCUGAACUGUGCAAUUAUCUAGAGAGCCAUGAGUCUGGAAACUUCUAUUUCUGUUUCCGCUGGAUAUUAAUUCACUUUAAGAGAGAAUUUUCAUUUGCUGAUGCACAGAGACUUUGGGAGGUAAUAUGGACGGACCGACCUUGUAAAAACUUCCACCUGAUAAUCUGCCUGGCUAUACUAGAUACAGAGAAGACCACCUUGAUGGAGAACAAGUUUGGUCUAACAGAGAUUCUAAAGCAUAUUAAUGAUAUGAGUAUGGCGAUCCAUUUGGAGGAGUCGUUAAAAAAGGCGGAGGGCAUAUUUUUACAGCUAAAGAAUGCCAAGCACUUGCCCGAUGGAGUAAAAGAAAUUCUCGGUUUCCCAACAGCAUCAGUUUCGUCUUCCCCAGCUGGUUCUCGGGGAAGUUCCGGAACUAGCACACCGGUCAUUCCACAUACACCGGCAAAUACUCCGGUGAACGUUGCGGUCAAUGCACCAGUAAAUGCAACAUUAACUGUCGGUUAUAGUAAAGAAAAUAGUGCUAGACUUCACUUACCAGAAUUUUUACGAGACAAUGGACAAAAAUCAAAUAGCGGAAAUGCGUCACCGGAUGAUAGCAGUAUAGAAAUUUUGUCGGACAAUUGUAAUUCUGGAACGUCAAAUUACUACAACUAAAGACCAAGCUUCCAAGCUUUUGAGUGAUAUUUACUUGAACUACAUUUGUUGUUUUUCUCUUAAAAUGCUGGUGUGAUAAAUUCUUGAUAAAUUUCUUAUUGGGUUUUCAACGGAUCUUUUUUUCAAGUUUUGUUGACAGUUUUAAAAGUUACCCUUACUGCUGUUUUGCUCAUAUAAAUGGAAUCUGCAUAAUGUGAAAACAAUUUUCAUGGGUGAUUUUUUAAAAGGAUCUUCUGUUUUGGAAGAAAAAUUUGACAAUAUCUACAUGUACAUAUUAUCUGUUUUUGAUUAAAUGAAAACUUUUUCAAACCCAUUUGAUUCCUAUUACUAUUGUUCUUAAAUAUGGUAUAUUUGAAAGGAAUUUCAUGAUAUUUUAGAAUUGAAUUUCAUACAUAUCUCUGAAGACAUUUGUUGUUAAAAAUUUCUUGAAUUAACAUGCAUUCAUUCAAUAAACUCCUUAAAAACAUAAAUCAUAAAACUAAAAAAUAAUUGUAUAUUUGUCCGGAAAAAAACAACAUAUAAAAACAAUACAAAAAGUGCAUAAUUACUUGUAUGUAAAGGCUAUCAAAACCCCUUUCUCAAAGUUUUUUUUGUUAAAUUCUAACUUGUUUGUGCUAUUAUAUUAUCAUAUAAUUUAAAUAUUUAUAUGUAAAUCUUACUUGCUGUAAGUAAUCAUUCGAUAUGUCCAUUAAAUUUAAAUAUAGAAUAUUGUCAAAAUAUGUAAUUUUUAUUGGAAGGUUAAAAAUAGGCUUUCAGUGACUCCGCCUCCUGUAGUGUUCUAUAAAUAGAACCUCAUUAUUUGUGUAAUUUUGGACUCCGCCUCCUGUAGUGUUCUAUAAAUAGAACCUCAUUGUGUAAUUUUUUACUCUACCUCCUGUACUCUGAAAAGAUAUACAAAAUUUGUAUGCUUUUGACUCCACCUCCUGUACUAUUGAAGCUGCACGCCUCCAGAUGAGCCAAAAUAUUUCAAGAAAAUCAAUAUUGAGAAAAAUGACUAACCUUUUAAGAAAGGUAAAAAUAUUCAAGAUCCUAGUUAUAUUUUUCAUGUUAUGUGGGGUUUAAGACUGAUAUUGCAGUAUUUUAUCACCAUAUUUCUUCUGGGUUACUUACGCAGUAAGGGCUGUUUUUGCAUAUGUUGACCACUUUUUAGCUCACCUGUCACAAAGUGACAGGGUGAGCUUUUGUGAUCGCUUUUCGUCCGGCGUCCGUCGUCCGUCCGUCGUCCGUAAACUUUUACUUUAAAUGACAUCUCCUCAUAAACCACUAAGCCAAUUUCAUCCAAACUUCACAGGAAUGUUCCUUUGGUGGUCACCUUUGAAAAUUGUUCAAAGAAUUUAAUUCCAUGCAGAACUCUGGUUGCCAUGGCAACCAAAAGAAAAAACUUAAAAUAUCUUCUUCUAAAAAACCCAAAGAGCUAGAGCUUAGAUUUUUGGCAUGAAACAUCUUCUGGUGAGUGUCUACCAAGUUUGUUCAAAUAAAAGCCCUUGGGUCAAAAUUGGCCCCGCCCCAGGGGUUCUUUGAUUUUCCCUAUAUGCAUAUAGUAAAAACUUAAAAAAUCUUCUUUUAAAGAACCAAAAGAGCUAGAGCUAAGAUAUUAAGCAUGAAACAUAUGCUAAUGGAUGUCUACCAAGUUUGUUCAAAUAAAAGCCCUGGGGUCAAAAUUGGCCCCGCCCCAAGGGGUCAUUGAUUUUCCCUAUAUACAUAUAGUAAAAACUUUAAAAAAUCUUCUUUUAAAGAACACAAAGAGCUAGAGCUAAGAUAUUUAGCAUGUAACAUCUUCUAAUGGAUGUCUACCAAGAUUGUUCAAAUAAAAGCCCUGGGGUCAAAGUUGGCCCCACCCCAGGGGGUCAUUGAAUUUCCAUUUAUACAUAUAGUAAAACUUAAAAAAUCUUCUUUUAAAGAACCCAAAGAGCUAGAGCUAAGAUAUUUAGCAUGAAACAUCUUCUAAUGGGUGUCUACCAAGUUUGUUCAAAUAAAAGCCCUGGGGUCAAAAUUUGCCCGGCCCUGGGGGUCAUUGAUUUUCCAAAUUUCCUUAUAUGUAUAGGAAAAACUUAAAAAAUCUUCUUUGGAAAAAACAUAAUAGCUAGAGUUUAGAUAUUAAGCAUGAAACAUCUUCUAGUGAUUGUCUACAAAGUUUGUUCAAAUAAAAGCCCUGGGGUCAAAAUUGGCCCCACCCCGGAGGUCAUUCAUUUUCCCUAUAUGUGUAAAACUAUAGCAAAAAUUGAAAAAUCUUCUUUGAAAAAACUCAAAUAGCAAGAGUUUAGAUAUUAAGCACGAAGCAUCUUCUAGUGAGUGUCUUCAAAGUUUGUUCAAAUAAAAGCCCUGGAGUCAAAAUUGGCCCGCCCCGGGGGACAUUGAUUUUCCUUAUACGAGUAUAGCAAAAACUUAAAAAUCUUCUUUUAAAAAACUCCAAUAGCUAGAGUUUAGAUAUUAAGCAUGAAACAUUUUCUAGUAAGUGUCUACAAAGAUUGUUCAAAUAAAAGCCCUGGGGUCAAAACUGGCCCUGCCCCAGGUGUGUCAUUGUUUUUAACUAUAUGUGUAAAGAAAAAACUUUAAAAAAUCUUCUUUUAAAAAUCCCAACGAGCUAGACCUUAGAUGUUUAGCAUGAAACAUCUUCUAAUGGUUGUCUUCAAAGUUUGUUCAAAUAAAAGCCCCGGGCUUUAAACUGGCCCUGCUCCGGGGGCCUAUGUACAGGUGAGCGACUUCAGGGCCAUCAUGGCCCUCUUGUUUGGUAAUUUUUGUGGAUUGUAAGUGUCGAUUAUACUAUGUCAAUUACUUUAUUUGCUCACCUCACAUUAUUUUACUUUUAAAUACAUUUCCAAAAUUGUUAUGAAAAUUAACAUGAAUCUGGAGGCGUGCUGCUUUAAAAGAACCACAUUUAUUGUGUACUUUUUGACCACACCUUCUGUACUAAAAAGUACAAAUUAAGGAACUUUCAUUUGAAAAUACACACUUGAUAAUGUCUUUAAACCUUAACCUGCUUAAUUUUUGUAAUGGAUUUGCCCAACUUUGAUUUUGGAACAGUUCAUUUGAUGUUUAAGUGAUUUCACUAUCAGAAUACCAACAGUAUAAAGCCUGAUCAGACUGUAUGGAUAUGCACGCUGGCCUGGCUCUAUACUGGUGGCAAAAGCUAGACACUCUGUUCCAGCAGAGUAAGAAUACCUUUAAUGACGAAUUUUUAAAAUUGACCAAAAUGAUUUAAUCAUUAUCUAAAAAGAAGAAUAAUUGUAAGGCCAAAACAAUUAAUCAGUAUUUGUAACUCUUUCUAGAAACCAAAAGCAUAUAGAUGUAAUUGAUGAGAAUGUACAAGAAGUAUGUUUGUUUUUGUUCCUUUCACUAAGUAAUGUUUGCUUUUGGUCUUCAGUGCAGGAAAGUGCAAUGGAAAUAAAAUGUAACAGCACCUUUUUUUUCAUUCAUAUACGUUAUUGUUUAGUAUGUAUGUUGUUACUUUACCCUUACUACGCUAAUUGUCAUAAAUGAACUUGUCUGUGUUUCAUCUCAGAUAAAACCAUUCAUCAUUUGUAGGGAAAGUUUUUUAAAAUAAGCACUGAGAUGAUAGUGAACAGUGCAGACCAUGAUCAGACAACACAGAUGAACUGGCUGAUCUUGGUCUGCACUUGUCACAUGGAUAGAGUUUGAUAUGGCCAGCAAUCUUAAGGUAUAUUGCAUUUCAUGAAAAUAAUAAUUAUGUUUUUGUAGAUAGUUGUUUGGUUUCAACUGCUGUAGAGGACAUGUUUUUUUGCCAAAAUAAUUCAUCACCAUUAAUUUUUUUAAUAGAAUGAACAAAUACAUUUAGUUACAUAUAUAUAACUUGAUAGGAAAUUUUUUAUCAAAUCGAUAAAAAAUAAAACACUUAAUAGCUGUAGGAAUUGCUUACAAUUUAUAUAAUACACUAAUAGUUCAAGUUCUACAAUAUUAUCAAGGCUUCCGAGUGGGGACAAGAAGAGUGUGUUCUUCUGUAAAACCACAAAUUAAUACAAAGUUAAACAAUAAGGCUCUGACAUAUUUUGUAAAAUAACACAAAUGGCAAAAAGAAACAAAAGGACAUGGAUUGAAUUUUGUGUACAUAAGCAAAUAGCAAAGAAAUCACAAAAAAUAGUAAGAUGUUGGGGUCAUUUUGUAAAUUAAGUAUGACAAAAAACAAAACAGAAAGACAUUGUAAUUGCAUAAAAAAAUUGUUAAUAUACAAAUGGCAAAAUUAACAUCAGGAUAUGGGUUAAAAACAAUAAAUACUGGUUAUUUUUGAUACUAUAGAAAUGGCUUUUUAAGAUCAUAUCAUCACCUUGUAGAGUAAUGGGCUAACCACUUUUAAAUUAUAUAGGAGUUAAACUGUUACUGCACUGAGGUGACAAUAUAAAACCACUGGAUAUUUAUUAUUUUGUAAAAUUUCAUGCACAAAAUGGCAAAUACUUCAAAUAAGAAAAUUGAAUUUUCCUCAUAUUUUUUUGAGAAAACAAAAACAACAAAACUUCUUUGUACAUAGUUAUAAAAUGUAUAUUUGCAUCAUAUUGUAAAAUAUGUACAUUUUAACAAAAACCAGUGAUGUUAUAUGAAAGUUUUAUGAAGAUAUUAUAUGAUAAUUAUUAUAUUAUAUGAAUGUAUACAUUAUUUGUGCUUCUAACAACUGAUAAAAUACUGUGUUAUGUAAGUUUAAACCUCGCUAUGUUCAUUCUUUAAAUGUUGGUACAUGUACAUGUUUAUUAACUAUUUUCAAAUUAAUAAUUUAAAACAAAUGAAUACAAUCUUAAUCUAA